UGUAAGAAAAAAACACCUUAUCGAUAUCAGAAGGAGCUACUUGUGCAAAAUGAAAACACCAAAAGCCAAAGAAUUAAAGAAAGAUGAAUUAAAGCCGAUAAAGAAGGAGCCCGGCGUGGCGGAGGACGGCAAAGUGGGCAAGAAGGCAAAAACAAAGCCCAAGAAGAAGGCGGUCAAAGUGACCAAAGAGGAGGUAAAGGCCGCUGUCCAGGAGAGUCCCAAGAAGCUGACGCCGCAAGACCUGGCCAAGAUCGAGAAGAAGAAGGCUAAAAAGGAGGCCCAGAAGCUAAAGAAGCAGCAGAAUAAGCAGCUGCCCAAGGAAGUGAAGAAAAAACCGGAAACUACAGUCAAAGUUGAGGGAAAGGUCUUGAAAAAGGAAAAAGUGGAUGCCACGACCAAGACUGCCUCCAAGGAAAAACCUAAGGGAAAAGCUAUCAAGAAGGCCAAGGCCAAUAACAAGAACGAAGAGGGUGUUAAGCGGGAACGGAAGCCUGAGGACGAAGCAGCCACCAUAUUUGUCGGCAAUCUGCCCAUCAACACGAAGCGCGUUCAGCUGGUGAAGCUCUUCCAGUCCUACGGCGUCGUUCAAUCCAUCCGGCUGCGCACCGCCGGCGGCAAGAUGCUCUUCAAGCACAAACAGCGCAAGGGAGCCGGCUCCCUGAAUGCCUAUGUGGUGUUCGCCAAUCCGGAGAUUGCCCAGCAGGCGCUGGCCCUCAAUGGCACCGAGUUCAAGGAGAACCACCUGCGAGUCACUCCAGCGGCCAAGUCGGAGGGCUUUGCCCAGGGAAAGGAUGAGCAGCCCAGUGACAAGGAUGCCAAGCGGACCAUUUUCGUGGGAAGCCUCAAAUACUCUGCCAAUGAAGAGAAGCUGCGCGAAAUCUUCUCCAGCUGCGGUGACAUCGAUUACAUUCGCUGCCUCCAGGAGGGCGACAAGGGCUGCAAGGGCGUGGCAUAUGUCUGCUUCCAGAAACCCGAUGCCGUGGGCCUGGCUCUGGAGCUGAAUCAGACCCUCCUGGACGACAGACCCAUCAACGUGGAGCGCUAUCAGGUCAAGAAGCUGGGUGCCAAACAAGUGCGCGACGCUGCCGCUGCCUCCGCUGCGAGCAGCACGUCCUCAAAGACCAAAGCAAAGAAACAGAACUCGGCGGGUGCCAAGAAGCGUCUGGACAAAAAGAAGGGCAAGGAGAACGGUGUGGCGGCAAAGGAAAGCAAAGGAGCAGCAGCUGGGGGUCAGAAGAAGAAGUCCGAGUACCGGGGCGUAAAAGUCGACGGCAUUAAGAAGGCCAAGAAGCCCAAAAAGAAGACCAACGACCAACAGACGGCUCUGGCCAAAAAGAUAGCCCCCAAACAGAAGAGUUAAUAUUAAGCCCAGCUCUAAGGUUUUUAAUAAGUUGCAAUUCAAUCAAAGAAAAUUCAUUUGAUUUUGUGUUACGAAGUUAACCACCGUAUCAGUUCCUGUAUAGGAUACCCAAUGAUUAUGUUGACGAAGUAAUCGUUGAAAGAUUACUCAAAAAGAUACAAAUAAAGUGUGAAUUUUUAUAAAUCUAA
Molecule: messenger RNA, 1548 nt
Organism: Drosophila takahashii
Lineage: Eukaryota; Metazoa; Arthropoda; Insecta; Diptera; Drosophilidae
Product: RNA-binding protein 34
Biological process (GO): maturation of LSU-rRNA from tricistronic rRNA transcript (SSU-rRNA, 5.8S rRNA, LSU-rRNA)
Cellular component (GO): nucleolus
Molecular function (GO): rRNA binding
Source: RefSeq, a predicted model, not a curated record